Messenger RNA from Paramacrobiotus metropolitanus, 2121 nucleotides. RefSeq lists its product as uncharacterized. The coding region runs from base 172 to 2121 and encodes 649 amino acids. The record is from RefSeq and is a predicted model, not a curated record. Gene Ontology annotation, molecular function: protein binding. NCBI's taxonomy places the organism in Eukaryota, Metazoa, Tardigrada, Eutardigrada, Parachela, Macrobiotidae. The transcript has 4 exons.
UUAGUAGCUACGAUUUUCUGUACCGACUAAUCACACUCAAAUACGCGCAUGGCGUACAGGACAGUCGGUGACAACUCCGAGUUUUUUACAAUAAUUUAAAUUUUAUUAUGAAAUUCGUGUUCCUCGUUCGAUCAGCCCCUUGUCAGCUGUGUCUGUUUCUAACAAUAAAACAUGCACUUGUUCGCGGGCCGCUGUAAGAGUGGCGAAGUGUGCUGCAUGUACCAGUGGAACAACGUGGAUGUACUGAUCAACGGGACGCUGCAGCACGGCGUCGUCGUUGGAAUAUCUGCCGUAUCUGCGGACGGGCAGAAGCAGGGCCUGCUGAUCGACUUCAACUAUCCGCAGCGCCACUCUGAAUUUGUCGAGUACGGUAGCAUCUUCAGCUGCCUGUACUUCGCCGCCGAGCCGCCGUGGGAUGCGUGGAAGGACCCUACAUGGGCGGAGACCCAUCCGCUGCAAGCUUUGCUGCGUGCUGUUGGUGAUCGUGCGUGGACGUGGUGCCCAGUCAGACUAGCCUUGCCCGAAGAUGCCGAGAUGCGCAGGGCUUAUUGCAGCGAAAUCGAUUGUGGAUUGGUGGAGGUGGAAUGGGGCGGUGCGUUAACGAAGGAAUUAAUUCCGUUCCAUCAGAUCCGCGGGGUACCCUCGCCUGAAGAUCUGCAGGGGCGUCGCGUGGGACCGGAGUGUUUUGUCAGCCGUGAAUGCCGCCUGCCCCGAGGAUACUGGGCAGUGCCACAGGAGGCGACGCGACUGCUUUGGCAGAGGCUCAGUUAUGAAUUAAGUGCCUGCUGCAUCGCGGUUCGCAGUGAUAGUUUCACGUAUUUCCAGCGAAGCGAUGGACGUCCUAUCGUACUGAGCAAUCUGGAGCAGAGGUUGGAGAACAUCACUCAGAUGAUGCAGUACGAGAAUAACAACCGUGGCCAGCGUGACGGGAGCCCCGAGGAUGAAUUGAUUUGCGGUCGCUUCGUUCCCCGUUUAAGAAAGGUGAAAGUGCCGGCCGCCGAUCACCAUCAACGGGGCCGCGGCAUCCCCUUACCGCGCGAAAUCCUGACGGAAAUCUUCCAGUCGUUAGACACCAUCGAGCGGGUCCGCAAGCGUCGCGUCUGCCGCCUGUGGGAGGCGAUGCUGGAUCCGAAUGCGAUCGGCAAGCAUCUGUGGAUCUCCUGCCGACAGCCCUUGAAUAACCGUCACGAAGAGCGUUCGGAGCGGUUCUUGCUGGCUGCGUGCCUGCUCAAGUACGCCACUUCCGCCACGGACACCGUCAUACUGGAGGAGCCGUUGGCGUUGUCUCAAUGGAAGCGAGAUGGGUUUGGAUUGUUAGCUAUCUUGUCGCAGCAGCGGCGCAUUCGGACGCUGGUCUUCACCCGUUGUGAGUUCAGUGAUUGUGAUGUACAUCUGUGCGAUUAUCUGGGUUAUCUGAAUGGCAAACUGUCCAGCCUGGAAGCGACGUGCAGUGUGGUGGUGUUUCGAGAUUGUGAGAUGUCGUUCACGCAGACCAGCGCUCAAAUGAACGCUAAAUUAUGUCUGCGUGAUACCGCCGCACAGCGCUUGACGCAGUUGUGGGAUGCCUAUGAAAGGUCACUCGUGUCGUGGGAGAAUGUGGAUUUGGCGAAGCUCGCCGCGUGGGUGGAGCGUUGUGUCAGCACGCAGAAGAUCGACAAGUGCGAGGGAAUAUUAUGGGUUUUAAAUGAGUAUAUUGGUGCUGAUCCACGGACGGCGCUGCGCACAGCUGACCAAGAGUGGACGAUGGCUAACCUGAUCGAUUUGGAUGUGCUCAAGCUGACGAAGCUGGAACAGUACGCUUUGUUCGGCCGAAUUGGCGAUACCAUGGAGAAAGAUAACCAAGGGGGUUAUAUUUUCUAUGGGACUAAAGGAUACUGGAAGAUCUUACAGUGUUUGCGAUUAUAUACAAGUGCUACGCAUGCGACUGGUGCUGAUUGCGAGAUGACUGCACACAACAACGGUACUGCAGUAAUGAUUCUAGCGCAUCGCGUAUGCAGUUUGGUUUAUCAAAUAUUCCGCGCUGUUUUAUGUAUGAGUCGCUGCCAUUGGUCCCACGAUUUCGACUGUGCUAAUUUAAGGGGAACAGGCAGCGGUUUUGUAAACCGACUCCUCUGGCACUAG